This is a messenger RNA of Moneuplotes crassus, 1975 nucleotides long. Lineage: Eukaryota; Ciliophora; Spirotrichea; Euplotida; Euplotidae. The record is from the annotation of a GenBank genome assembly.
CUUAAUCAAAUUCAUCAAUAGUAACAAUGGGAUCAAAAAGUUGUUUCUGUAGUACAAGACCAACUAAAACCAAGAGCAGCGACGAAUCAAGUAUGGGAAGUUUCUUAGCUGCUCACCUAUCCUCUACCAAAAAUACCAAGUCCUCCAGCUUCAGUCACAAGGUUUGCUCAAAGAUGAGUUUCUGCCGACCAAGGUCUUCGUCAGAGGAUGAAAAAUACGAAAUAUUUAGGCCAUACAAAAGAGACAAGAAUUUUUGAGAAGACAGCCUUCAUGUCAUUAACAAAAGCAUAAGCGACCUCUCCUCAAUUACCCUAAACACUGAAUCUAUCAAGAAAUAUUAUCAGAUUGGCCACGUCAUUGGAAGCCGAUCUGGCUGAAUCAUCAAGGAAGGCUGAAGCUUAGCAAACCCAAUGUUCAAAGUAGCUAUAAAGGUGUAUAAGCUCACAGGGUCACGCUCAAGGCUUGGUUCUAUUGCCCGAGAGAUUUCAGCCCUUGUAAAUCUGGAUCACCCAAAUAUGCUAAAAAUUCAUGAAAUAUUUAAGAACAACCAAUCAUUUUUUGUAGUAUGAGACUUAGUGAAAGAGAGAAAACUCUCCGAUUUUAUAAAAGAUAGUAACCAACUGUCAGAGAUUGAUGCAAAGGUGAUCGUCAGACAACUCCUAAAGGCAGUGGGAUAUUGCCAUCUUAAAAAUAUAAUGCAUAGAGACUUGAACCCAAAUAAUAUUCUGGUUAAUCCCGAAACACUCCAGAUUAAAAUUGUAGGGUUUGGAUCAUCAACGUACUUCUCUGAGUCACAAGACUUGGAUAUCUCUGUCGGACAAUCAAAUUAUGUAGCCCCUGAAGUAAUAGGAGGAAAGUAUAACAAGGAAGCAGAUGUAUGGAGUAUUGGAAUCAUUACAUACAAAAUGCUGACUGGGUCCCUCCCCUUUUCAGAACAAAGACUUGGAAAAAUAAAUCAAAAGAUCCUGAGAAACCCUCUAAAAUUUUGAGCUGACCAGUGUAAAGAUCUUAGCCAAGAUUCAAUAAAAUUUAUUGAGCAACUUUUAGUAAAAGAUCCCUUAAGAAGGGUUAAAAUAAAAGAUGCACUAAAGCAUGACUGGUUGGUUGAUUCAACCAAUGAAAUCCUGAAAUUUGAUAAAAAGCUAUUAGAAAAAUUGACUCAAAGCAUUCGUCCUCAAAUCUUCAACAGAGAGAUUCUCUCUCUUUGCUAUAACAUGAUUGACUCGAAAACAAUUGCUGAAUGGAACAGAGUAUACUAUUCAGUUUAUUCAAGCUGGGCUGGCAAAGCCAGCGUCAAGAAACUCAUUCAGAGAUACUGAGACAGAGAUGAAUUUGUAAAAACUCCUAGCUCAACAGGAGGCUGUUCAACAAAUACUGAAAGUAUGCCGAUCGACAGGUAUAUCUCAUAUUCAAACUUCCUUGCGAUUAUGCUCAACCUGGAAGAUGACCUGCCUAAGCUUCACUUAGAAUCAGUUCUUGCCCAUUUCGGAAUAGAUCUGACUCAAAAAUUGGAAGUAAAAAUGUUGGAGAAAUAUUUGGGAAGGAAAUGCACUGAUUACUUGCCUGAAAAAGCAGCCAUAUUAUUCAAUGAAAUUCUCUCCAAAUUUGAUUAUCUGAAUUAUUCUGAUACUGGUGUCAGAUUAGAACUUAACUGAGAAGAAUCUUUUGAGGAAACUUCAAUGGAUAUUACCAAGACUUCAGAGGGUAAAACAAUGCCUGCGCUAGUAGAGCACGGAGAUAAGCUAUUCAAAACUUUGCUCACUAAAUACUAAUAAAUGUUAAUAAUUUGAAAAUAUAAUUAUCUCCAAUUUCUUAUUUCCUGGAGAAUAAUUAAAAAAAACGACUAAAACUGUUAACUCUAAGCCAAGCUUAAACCUGUCAAUAAGAAGUAAAGGAAUAAAAGGUUCCGAUUCAGGAUCGAUAAUUAAAUUUUCACGAUAGCAUUGCAUCCAUAAACUCUCAUGGCCAAAUUUUC